AUGGUCGCUACCAAGAACCUCGGACUCGCUGGUCUCCUCUGGCUCGGCCUCGCCACCAAGGGACUCGCCCUCGAAGUCACCCAGAACGAUGAGCUGUCCCUCGUAGAGCGAUCUGAGCCUACCGAAGACCUUCUCGUCCGCACCAACAGACCGGGUGACGACCGCAGGUCCUGGGGCAACCAGGGCGGCCCUCGCCGUGGCAAGCGUGAUAUCGACGAGCGAGCACCCGGCGAUGAACGCAAGGGCAAGCAAGGAGGUCAAGGUGGAAGACCUGGUGACAACCGUUCGAGCUGGGGCAACCAAAAACCCCCAGCUAACCGUGAAAAGCAUGCGCAGGGUAACAGACCUGGCGAGACACGAACGAGCCGGCCUAACCAGGGCGGCCGCAAGCGUGAUAUCGACGAGCGCGCACCCGGCGAUGAGCGCAAGAAGCAGCAAGGUGGAAGACCCGGCGACAACCGUUCGAGCUGGGGCAACCAAAAACCCCCAGCUAACCGUGAAAAGCAUGCGCAGGGUAACAGACCCGGCGAGACACGAACAAGCCGGCCUAACCAGGGCGGCCGCAAGCGUGAUAUCGAAGAGCGCACCAACAGGCCGGGUGAUGAUCGCAGGUCCUGGGGUAACCAGGGCGGCCCUCGCCGUGGCAAGCGUGAUAUCGAAGAGCGUACCAACAGGCCGGGUGAUGACCGCAGGUCCUGGGGUAACCAGGGCGGCCCUCGCCGUGGCAAGCGUGAUAUCGAAGAGCGCGUUGGCCGUCUCGGCAAAGAGACCUGGGGGCAGCGACAGCGUCGUCUGAAAUACCAGAGAGAUAUUGAGGAGCGCACCAACAGACCAGGUGACGACCGCAGGUCCUGGGGUAACCAGGGCCAUGGCCCCCGUGGUGGUGGCCGUGGCAAGCGUGAUAUCGAGGAGCGCACCAACAGACCCGGCGAUGACCGCAGGAGCUGGGGUAACCAGGGCCAUGGCCCCCGUGGUGGUGGCCGUGGUAAGCGUGAUAUCGAUGAGCUCGAGGAGCGUGACUGGGAGGACCUCGAGUAA
Messenger RNA from Clonostachys byssicola, 1038 nucleotides. The record is from the annotation of a GenBank genome assembly. Lineage: Eukaryota; Fungi; Ascomycota; Sordariomycetes; Hypocreales; Bionectriaceae.